CCUUCCUCUCCUCGUAAGCCCAAAGGGGCCUUUCUCUCUCUCUGAACGGGAAAGCAGUUUCCCCUCUCUCUGAAUUUCCCUGGAAACAAACCCCCCCUUCUCGCCUGUAAAUCCCAUCCCUUGGUUCUUCUUGAUCCAUAUGGGGAGUUGUAGUAGAAAAGAAAUGGAUCGGAUUAAAGGGCCGUGGAGCCCUGAGGAAGACGAGCAGCUCCGAAAGCUCGUGCAAAAGCACGGCCCGAGAAACUGGUCUCUGAUAAGCAAGUCGAUCCCGGGUCGAUCGGGCAAGUCGUGCAGGCUUCGAUGGUGCAAUCAGCUCAGCCCUCAGGUUGAGCACCGCGCCUUCACGGCUGAAGAGGACGAGACCAUCGUUAGGGCCCACGCCCAGUUUGGGAACAAGUGGGCCACUAUCGCUCGCCUCCUCUCAGGUCGCACUGAUAACGCCAUUAAAAACCACUGGAACUCUACUCUAAAACGAAAGUGCUCUUCGUCUUCUUCUUCACAAGAACCCAAUGAACAAGAACCCCACCACCCCGCAAAGAGGCUAAGCAGCAGCCUCUCCCUUAGCCCUGGUAGCCCCACUGGAUCUGAGAUUAGUGAUUCGGGCCUUGCCUUGACAUCCUCGGCCCAUGUUUACCGGCCGGUGGCAAGAGCAGGUGGGAUCGUACCGCCUGUUCAGAUCGAGACUUGCAGCUCCCCCACCAACGACCCACCCACUUCUCUCAGUCUCUCUCUUCCUGGUGCCCAGCCAUUGGAUUCAUCUGAUGGAUCAGAAGAGGGUGUUGGUGGGUCCCAUUUGAGAUGCCAGUUUGUAUCUCCCCCUCCCCCUCCCCCCCCUCCCCCUUCCUUUAAUGGGGUUAUGGGGUUUCAGGCUGUUAACAAUACUGAGAAGACGCUGGGUUUUAGCCCUGAGUUCAUCUCUUUGAUGCAAGAGAUGAUUGCAAAAGAAGUAAAGAAUUACAUGGCCGCGCUUCAUCAAAAUGGGUUUUGUUUUCAAGGGGAGAUGGGGGUUUUGGACUCGGGAGCUGUGAGGAAUGCCGCAGUGAAAAGGGUCGGCGUUGGUAAGCUUGAAGGUUAGGUCUUUGUACAAAGGAACGAGUGAAUUCACAGUGGUUAAGCUUUAGAGUGAGAGAGAGAGAUGGUGGACGGUGAAGAAGUAAACCCAUGGAUAUCAGUAAUGGGGCGACGGGAUUGAGUUUGAAGACGACGAUGAUCUCUAUCGCGUCGGCCAUGGCCGCGGCCCUGAUGAAGAAGAAAGCAACGGCCAAGGCUUUUUGUUUUCAUCUUCUCCUUUUUCUCAAAUCUGAAUUUUCUUCUGUUCAGUUUAAUCCGCUCCUUUUUGCACGCCAGAUUGAUUAUCUGGCCCUCGCCAAAUAUGUGAAUAAGGAUUUAGUUAGAAUUAGGGUUCUUAAAUGAAAGAGAACAAGGAUCUAAACCAGCUCUCCCUCUUGCUUAUUGAUGCUCAUCGUAAAAUAUUACCCAUGCUUUGAACC
This is a messenger RNA of Amborella trichopoda, 1490 nucleotides long. Its product is annotated as transcription factor MYB44. Gene Ontology annotation, cellular component: nucleus. NCBI's taxonomy places the organism in Eukaryota, Viridiplantae, Streptophyta, Magnoliopsida, Amborellales, Amborellaceae. The record is from RefSeq and is a predicted model, not a curated record. Gene Ontology annotation, molecular function: DNA-binding transcription factor activity, RNA polymerase II-specific; RNA polymerase II cis-regulatory region sequence-specific DNA binding. Gene Ontology annotation, biological process: regulation of DNA-templated transcription.